AUGAGAAGUGUGUGGUUUUGCCUUGGCCUGCUCCAUCUGAGCGGGUCUGCGCAAAGCGUGGAAGAUCGAUGGGAGUCGGUCAGGGCGAUUCUGAGCGCCUUCUUUCCGAUUCAAGAUAUGGCUUUCUCUGCCGGCAAGGCUGAUGCGCGUCACUUUACUUUUGAGAAGGGUGCCACUUCAAUGUCGACGCCGCUAGCCAUGGCAUCCUCAAGCAAAUUCCCGGCUGCAAUGGCGAUUGCUGCUUGUGUGGCUGAAGGCCAUGUCACGUUUGAUACCUUCGUGCACGAGGUUUUUCCUUGGUGGACGUCAGAUCCUGCUGUUCCAAAGAGUCGCGUGACUCUGCGGCAUCUGAUGUCGUUCACAAGUGGCUUCUAUUCUCCGGACACUGGUGGAAACCUACCUUGCUUGGGUGCAAACGUCUCGGAAUACACAGCUGAGGGCUGUGCGAGGGAGAUCUAUGACCUCGCCCCAUUUCUUUUUGAGCCCGGAACAGCUUGGGCCUACAACUCCUUCCAUCUGCAAGUGGCCGGAGCCAUGGUCGCGCAUGCAGCUGGCAUCUCCGUGCAGGAGUUACUCCACCGAUACCUCAUAGGGCCCUUGAGCCUGAAGGCGACCACUUGGUUGGGUGGGGAGAACCCGGGCCUGGCUGGAAACAUGAUGACGACAGGUGACGAUUACGAUCGAAUACUACGGGCAUACGUCGGCAACGAGCUGAUCCCUGAAACGGUGAGUCGGGAGAUGGAGAGAGACUACCUGGGUGGAGUGCGGAUUGCAAACUCCAGCACCUUCCUGGUUCAGUUGCUGGGCCACUAUUCGAUGUGCAACUACUUCGAGUGUUUUCCGCCCAAACCCAGUGACUUCACUGACAAGUGCAAGGCGGCAGAUGUGCACAUGGACGCGGGCUUGUUCGGCUACUACCCUCUGGUCGAUCGGACCAAGGGAAUGUACAUGCAGAUCGUGACUAUGAAGGUCCCGACGUCCAAGGCCACUUAUUUCGCACCAACCAUCGCGUCCAUGGCCUUGCGCCUUAUCACUAAGGGAUGGGUUGACAGAGCCUUGCACUUACCCACGGAGUGGCUCGCAACUGGAACGACUAUGGACCAAGCCACAAGUGUGACAGAGGACCUGCUUGACCGGUCAGGUUUGCGAGCAGUUUGGCCGAGUGCUUCAAUGCUGUGGUCCUCUUUGAACGAGACCGUGAUAGUGUGA
Molecule: messenger RNA, 1209 nt
Organism: Symbiodinium natans
Lineage: Eukaryota; Dinophyceae; Suessiales; Symbiodiniaceae
Source: the annotation of a GenBank genome assembly